This is a messenger RNA of Empidonax traillii (willow flycatcher), 426 nucleotides long. Its product is annotated as adenylate cyclase type 3-like. Gene Ontology annotation, biological process: cAMP biosynthetic process; adenylate cyclase-activating G protein-coupled receptor signaling pathway; intracellular signal transduction. The record is from RefSeq and is a predicted model, not a curated record. NCBI's taxonomy places the organism in Eukaryota, Metazoa, Chordata, Aves, Passeriformes, Tyrannidae. Gene Ontology annotation, molecular function: adenylate cyclase activity. The transcript is spliced from 2 exons. The annotation marks the transcript as partial.
AAACACCACCAGCUGCGGAUCAAGAUCCUGGGCGACUGCUACUACUGCAUCUGCGGGCUGCCGGAAUUCCGGGAGGACCACGCCGUCUGCUCCAUCAUGAUGGGGCUGGCCAUGGUGGAGGCCAUCUCGUACGUGCGUGAGAAGACGCGGACGGGGGUGGACAUGCGCGUGGGGGUGCACAGCGGGACGGUGCUGGGCGGGGUGCUGGGCCAGAAGCGCUGGCAGUACGACGUCUGGUCCACCGACGUCACCCUCGCCAACAAAAUGGAGGCCGGCGGCAUUCCCGGGUGGGUGAGAAUUCCCGCUGGGAAUGGCGGGAUGGGAGGAGUCGGGGGGGAGGAGCCACCUGGGAGAGAGGAGGGAAUAUUCCGGUGUGGAAAAUCCGUGGGAAGGUUUAUUUGUGUGGGUGUGAUAAGUGCUGUGUGA